Messenger RNA from Anopheles coustani, 4801 nucleotides. RefSeq names its product serine/threonine-protein kinase Pak (gene Pak). Gene Ontology annotation, molecular function: ATP binding; protein serine/threonine kinase activity. Gene Ontology annotation, cellular component: cytoplasm. NCBI's taxonomy places the organism in Eukaryota, Metazoa, Arthropoda, Insecta, Diptera, Culicidae. The coding region runs from base 583 to 2721 and encodes 712 amino acids. The record is from RefSeq and is a predicted model, not a curated record. Gene Ontology annotation, biological process: regulation of axonogenesis; regulation of MAPK cascade; protein phosphorylation. The transcript is spliced from 8 exons.
CCGAAACCGAUUUUCUUGCGUGUUGUUCUUUCGCUAGUGCGUGCAGUUUACGAUGUUUUGUGCUCGUGUGUCCGUUUGAGUGGUCGGUUUCGUUUUGCAUUUAGAUGGGAAAAUUAAUGCUCUACAGUUGGUGUCGCCAGCGUGAAAAGUGAAGCUAUAUACGGAGUGUUGAAGAAAGGGUGUAUUUAAAACGUGCCCGCAUCUUGUCCUGCGGGCGAUUAGGGGAACGGGCCGUGAAAAGUAGUCAGUGCACUGGUGUUUCUUCUUCUGUACCAUUUCCCAUCUGUGUUCUAAAAGUAUCCAGCGAGAGCCAAAGAGGUGGUGGCAUUAAGGGGUGGAAAAAGAACGCGGUAUCAGUCUCCGUCGAAUCGGAGUAAAAGCAAGCAUCGAAGCGAAUCAGGAUCGCAAGUGCGCUGCUACUUUCUGCCAACGCGGAAAGCUCUCGUUCGCUGUCCACAAAAUCACAACCCGGAAGGACUCACCCCCCUCACACCAACCUUGUCCAGCGUGGCCGACGACGACGACGACGUAAAGGUUGAGCACCGGCGCCUCUAACGCAGCACAUCUAGCGCGGCCCGAACAAUGUCCAGCGAAGAGGAUAAACCGCCGGCACCGCCCGUCCGCCUGACGAGCAAUCGGGGUGGUGGCGGCGGAGGCGGCGGAGGCACGGGAGGGAGCGACCGGAUCGAUGGGGUGGCCCCGGUCGAUAUGAAACCGUUGCCGAAAGAACCGGACGAUGCCGAUCGGAAGAAGAAAACGCUCAAGAACAAAAUCAAGGUCUCGAAGGGACCGCACAACGACUCCAAGCCGAAUAUAUCCUAUCCGACCAACUUCGAGCACACGGUGCACGUGGGCUUCGAUGCCGUGACCGGCGAAUUUACGGGUAUGCCAGAGCAAUGGGCGCUGAUGCUGAAGAACUCAAACAUUAGCAAGCAGGAGCAGAAGAAGAACCCGCAGGCCGUGCUGGACGUGCUGAACUUCUUCGACAACAGCAGCAAGCAGCGACCGAGCUCGAAAUAUAUGACCCAUGGACUGCACACUACGACACACUCGGCAUCGUCCAUAGGGUCGUCGCUGAGCCGGGUGAGCAGCAGCAGUCCGAGCAGCACGCCGACGGACUCGGAGUCGCACGGCGGACCCGGGGCGCAGGUCAUCUCGAGCAGCCACUCGCAGGCGUACAGUCUGGGCCUUUCGUCGCACAACUCGGCCGGCGACCACGACAGCGACGAGCUGGGCGUCCUCAGCGGCAGCGCCAGCGGCAGCAUCAGCGGCAAUGGCAUUCCCCCGCCCAUCGCCAGCCGCCCCGAGCGGACCAAAUCGAUCUACACACGGCCUAUCGAUGAUCCGAUCUCACCGCCAAUACCUCCUCAUUUGAGCGCCGCUGCGACGUACCCGGGCGCCGGAACUGGCGCCAUACGCAGCCCGACGCAGUUCGACAAGAACAAGAACUCGGUCAACGCUGCCUCCCCGCAGACGAUCAGCAGCCUCUCGACGGCGGCGGCGGCGGCGUCCACGAACCAGCAGAACUCGCUGCAUCUGCAUCACCAUCAGCAACACCAAGGGGUGGGCCCGCUCGGGGCCACACACAACCAUGCCGCUCCUUACGUUACAGCCGCAAGCAAUGCCAUCGCACCAUCGUUGGUGGGCAGCAACGCGACUGGCGACAGCAACACGGGCUGCUACGUACCACCGCCAACGGUGCCGGCGACGCCCGCCGUCGGAGGGGCCGCCGCGGUGGCCGCCCUGACGGUGGCGAACGUGAACAAUGGCACCGCAGCGACGACGACGCCGACGCAGCAGCGGGCGGCCAACCUCAAGAAGAAGAAGAUGUCCGACGAGGAGAUCCUCGAGAAGCUGCGCACGAUCGUGAGCGUCGGCGAUCCGAAGCGGAAGUACAACAAGAUGGAGAAGAUCGGCCAGGGCGCGUCCGGUACCGUCUACACGGCGAUCGAGAGCUCGACCGGCAUGGAGGUGGCGAUCAAGCAGAUGAACCUCAGCCAGCAGCCGAAGAAGGAGCUGAUCAUCAACGAGAUCCUGGUGAUGCGGGAGAACAAGCACCCGAACGUGGUCAACUAUCUCGACAGCUACCUGGUGUCGGAGGAGCUGUGGGUCGUGAUGGAGUACCUGCCGGGCGGUUCGCUCACCGACGUCGUCACCGAGACGUGCAUGGACGAGGGCCAGAUAGCGGCCGUCUGCCGGGAGGUGCUGCAGGCGCUCGAGUUCCUGCACAGCAACCAGGUGAUCCACCGGGACAUCAAGAGCGACAACAUUCUGCUCGGCCUGGACGGCAGCGUCAAGCUGACGGACUUUGGCUUUUGCGCGCAGAUCUCGCCCGAGCAGUCCAAACGGACGACCAUGGUCGGCACGCCGUACUGGAUGGCGCCGGAGGUGGUCACGCGGAAGCAGUACGGACCGAAGGUUGAUCUCUGGUCACUCGGUAUUAUGGCGAUCGAAAUGAUCGAGGGUGAACCGCCGUACCUAAACGAGAACCCGCUGAGGGCGCUCUACCUGAUCGCAACGCACGGCAAGCCGGAGAUCAAGGAGAAGGAAAAGCUGAGCACCGUCUUUCAGGACUUCCUCGACAAGUGCCUCGAGGUAGACGUCGACCAGCGCUCAACGGCCUACGAGCUGUUAAAACAUCCCUUCCUGAAGCUCGCUCGACCGCUCGCUAGUCUAACGCCCCUCAUCAUGGCCGCCAAGGAGGCCACGAAGGGCCACUGAAAGCGGGAGGACGUCGUUCCACCAUCGGCCACCGUUGGUACCGACGAUAGUGACGAUAGUGGACCCGCUACUACUACUACGACCAGUACGACGGUUACUUCUCCCGCUGGCGCCGCCACUGCCGCUGACGCAAGGGCCGGCAAUCCAGCGACAACCGCCACCGGUAUGCCAUCCUGUUCACCGCUGUUGGCCGCCGGUGCGUGCGAUGGUGGCGCAGAAAAACGUGAUAAACCCAGUAUGGUGGCCUCCGUGCUAUCGCCGUCCAUCGAUAACAGCUGCUAACGUGUAUGCAAUGUCUGUGUGAGUCAACGAGAACGAAAGAGAACAGGAGAGAGUGCGUGUGUGCAUGUUGAACUUAUGUAUGUGUGUAUGUGUGUGUGUCAGAGUGAGACAGAAGAAGAGAGAGAAUGUAAGACCAAGGAUGGUUUUGUUUGACCGGGGAACAGGAAGAACUAUAACAGUUGAAACCACUUGGACCGGCGAGGGAAUUUUCGGACCUCCCUGUGCCACCCAACGGGAACAUGUUAAUUAUCAACAGAAAGCAUGCAUAGCAGAAGGCAAAACGAUAACAAAAACAACAAACGAAUUAAUACACAAAUCAACACAUGUAAAAAUAAAACAAAACAGACACACAAAAACAAAUAUAUAUAUACGUUUCUUUGUUGACACGUAAAGUCAGAACAAAUAGAACAUAGUCUGGGUAAGACAUUGCGAAGACUAAUACUUAAUAAUGUAAAGAAAGAAAGUGAUGUACACGUUGGCUUCCGCCGACGUACACUCCUCUUCGCGGGAUGUAACAAUAUAGUGAACAUUGUGGGGUUUAAUGUAUCGGAAAAGUGGCACUGAAGGAGAGAAGGUAUCAUAAAACAAUAAACACAUUAUGAAACAAACUACCAGCAAUGCGAGACAAUGCUAGAGUAGGGAAAAUGAAGAGACACGAAAGAAGUGAAAUAGUAAAAUAUAAAACAACAAACAAAUCUGAAACCACAGCAGAAUAGUGUAUAGUGAUAGUAUGCAGAACCGAACACUGGGAAUCAGAACUACUAAGCAGUAAAAGAAAACAAAUCUAUUGCAUUAUAGAAAAGUAUAGAAACGAUUAAACGAUCACUUAAUCGGAAAACAAAGGAAAAGUAAAAAGUGAAACUAUAAAGCAGGCUUGAUCAGAACAGAAAAAAGUAGGAACAAAACGUGACCCAUUGUAAAGUGUAUAUAAAUAGUACAAAAACAUGAGAAGGAUAAAAUAAAUUAGAGGGACGAGUAAAAAAGUUGAAAGUAUCGAAAGGCUUAACGUAUAGAAUUAAUAAUAAGCAUAAUUCAAACGCGAGCUAAAUGAGAUGGGACAACGGAACGAAAAGGACACCCAGAGAUACUAUUGGACUGAUUAGAUGGGGAAAAAGCAUGUGUUGGCUCAAAAGGGACGGACGGUUGGAGAAAUAUGAAAAAAAAACAAUGGAAAAAUUCACCUAAACGGAAAUUAAUAAGAAAAAAUCAAUAGAAACACAGUUAGGCGAAAGACGAAACGAAAACAUACAUCAGUAAAAUCGUAGCCAUUAUCUUUUCCCCCACCAUAAGAACUAUGAAUGGAAAUGAAAGUGUAAGGAAAAAAUUAGAAACAAAAAAUACAAGAUCAAGAACACAAUAUAAUAGUCGAACAACCCCGAUAAACAGUGAAAAGUGCCUACAAGCAAAUUUGAACGUACGUGGAUUUGUCUCUACGUUUUGGGUGUGCAUGUGUUUGUCUACGCUGUUCAUUACAUGGUUUUGAGUGCGCAUUUUAUUUGCUUUUCUAAUCCACUCGAUUUUUAUACGACUUAAAGGAAGGCUUUGUUAGUAUUCACAUAAAACGUUAAAACGAUGGCCAACUACCGAAAUGUUCUUUCAAAAGGGGCCCUUUGUUUAAUAAAAUGUUCUCAAACGAUGGAUGUGAGAGGAAGAGAGAGUAAAACGUUCGUCGUGAUAGUUUUCUAAUUUUUCUAAAUAAUCGUUUCCAACCAAUCUGCGUAACGUGUCGCGUUCUUCUAUGUAUCUCCAAAAACGGUGUAAUAAAAUCACUCAUUCAUACAUGAGGCUAGCAGGAGAA